This is a messenger RNA of Saccostrea cuccullata (small rock oyster), 1446 nucleotides long. RefSeq lists its product as uncharacterized. Lineage: Eukaryota; Metazoa; Mollusca; Bivalvia; Ostreida; Ostreidae. The record is from RefSeq and is a predicted model, not a curated record. The transcript is spliced from 6 exons. Bases 141 to 1067 code for a protein of 308 amino acids.
GGAUAUAAAUAUUCGAUAGGAAACGUAGUUAAUGAUAUUUCAGAAUGAGAAGAUGUAUAAUAUUUUUUAAAUAUAAUUUCACACACAUAAUUAAAUAACAAAACUUUCUUUUUUACGAUGAAGGCAAGAACACACUGUGCAUGAGUAUUGCAUGUGAUGGUGGAAAUAAAUUAUAUAAAGCCGAAAAUUGUACAGUUCCACUGACUCCAUAUUGUUCCAAUAAUAAAACAGCAGGUACAGCAGGGACUUGGAAUGUUAGUAAUGCUAUGUGUUUGAAAGAAAACGGUUAUUUAGAUGGCGAAGCAAAUUUAGAUGACCCAACGGGAAAAUGCAAUGAGAUUAGGGCUCGAUUUCCAACUACUUACCUCUUUUGGAUUGGCAUUCGCAGACAAGUGUACAAAACUGCCGAUAAAGGGUACCCAACUGAAUCCAAUUCUUUGACAGAAUGUGAGUUUUUAAACGGAAGGGAUUUUUCAACGAUGCAGACAAACAACUGCAAAAAGAAAUACUAUGCUGUUUGUCUGGUACCAAACAAUAUUAGUAAUAUCAGCAAUGCAGAUCAGACAGCUAGGGAGGAAAGAGAAAAUAAUGUUACAGAUGAUGUUGGUCCUUUGGUUGGCGGGGUAUUUGGCGGACUGUUUCUAAUUGCAGGUGUUAUUCUCCUGACAAUCAUUGUCAUAAGAAGACAUCAAAAAGGGAAAAGAGAAGAUCAGAGCACCCUAAAGUUCGAAAGUGAAAACCACACAUCCAUCAGUGAACUAAAGGAUAAUCAAUCAACUGAUAAUGACAGGUACCCUGAAAUGAAUAGCAAUGACAUCAAAGAAGAAACAUAUUACAAAAGCCAAGAUGAUUAUGAUAUUCUUGGUAAAAGACGAUCAAAAAUAAAAGGAACUCGGUCUGAAAAUAUCUAUAAUCACGCUGAGAGUACCACCAACCAAAAUCAUUAUGCAAGUGCUGCUCAAGUUUCAAAAAGGAUUUCUGGAGAAGAUUUGUAUGAUCAUACGAACAACAGUGCAUAUGGAACUGUAUCAGAGAUAGACAAUGGUAAUAUGUAUAGCGAAAGCUGACCAUUAUAGUAGUUAUCCCCCUUAGCUUAAACACAGAUCUCAUUAUUUGUUUAAAGAAAUCGUCCAUCCUAAUAAAGACAUGCAUAAUUUUGUUGAUGAGUAUACAAAGACAUUCAUUUCUCACUGAAAUCCAUGCCACGCUGUGCCAUUGAAAAUGAAUCGUUAAAUUGACAUAUAAAGUUUACAGGUUAAAUAUACCUUGAUACUUCACUGAAAAAAAUUUACAAUAACAUAUAUGCCCAAAAUGAUCUAACCUGUUUACAUUAAAUACUAUAUGUAUUGUUUCAUUUGUAUAACAUAUGAAUCUUUUAAAAGUAGGUGUUUACAUAUUUCUUCAAAUCCAGGAGUGACUAUUAUUACAAUUUUCAAUCUGUCAAUU